This is a messenger RNA of Fukomys damarensis (Damara mole-rat), 3077 nucleotides long. RefSeq names its product interferon regulatory factor 8 (gene Irf8). Bases 234 to 1514 code for a protein of 426 amino acids. Gene Ontology annotation, biological process: immune system process; regulation of transcription by RNA polymerase II. Gene Ontology annotation, molecular function: RNA polymerase II cis-regulatory region sequence-specific DNA binding; DNA-binding transcription factor activity, RNA polymerase II-specific; protein binding. The record is from RefSeq and is a predicted model, not a curated record. The transcript has 9 exons. NCBI's taxonomy places the organism in Eukaryota, Metazoa, Chordata, Mammalia, Rodentia, Bathyergidae. Gene Ontology annotation, cellular component: nucleus.
CGCAGAGCAAUGACUGCGGGAGGGAGUGCAGCGUCAGAGAGGAGCCCGCACCCUGCUUUGAGGCCCCACGCCUGGGCCGGACCUUAGCCUCGGGGCGCGCCUCCUCCAGGUGCCACGGCCCUUCUGCUCACUGCUCUCUCGGCAUCCCGCCUGGAUGCGGGACCUCAGCAGAGCACCAAUGGGCAGCUCCCAUCUCCCCUGUCCCAGGGGAGUGAAGAUCCCUUAGUCCCAGGAUGUGUGACAGGAAUGGCGGGCGGCGGCUUCGGCAGUGGCUGAUUGAACAAAUCGACAGCAACCUGUACCCGGGGCUGAUUUGGGAGAGUGAGGAGAAGAGCAUGUUCCGCAUCCCGUGGAAGCACGCCGGCAAGCAGGACUACAACCAGGAGGUGGACGCCUCCAUCUUCAAGGCCUGGGCAGUUUUUAAAGGGAAGUUUAAAGAAGGGGACAAAGCUGAACCAGCCACUUGGAAGACGAGGUUACGCUGCGCUUUGAACAAGAGCCCAGAUUUUGAGGAAGUCACAGACAGAUCCCAGCUGGACAUUUCCGAGCCAUACAAAGUUUACAGAAUCGUCCCGGAGGAAGAGCAAAAAUGCAAACUGGGCCUCGUGGCUCCUGGCUGUGUGAGUGAUGUCGCAGAGAUGGAGUGUGGCCGCUCCGAGAUGGAGGACAUGAUCAAGGAGCCCCCUGUGGAUGACUACAUGGGGAUGAUCAAGAGGAGCCCGUCCCCACCAGAGGCCUGCAGGAACCAGCUCCUCCCAGACUGGUGGGUGCCGCAGCCCAGCACAGGCUUGCCACUGGUGACCGGGUACCCCACCUAUGACCCGCACCACGCAGCCUUCUCCCAGAUGGUGAUCAGCUUCUACUACGGGGGCAAGCUGGUUGGCCAGGCUACCACCACCUGUCCUGAGGGCUGCCGCCUGGCCCUGGGCCCGCUGGGGCUGCCCAGCACCAAGGUGUACGGGCCCGAGGGCCUGGAGCUGGUCCGCUUCCCGCCGGCCGACACCAUCCCCAGCGAGCGCCAGAGGCAGGUGACGCGGAAGCUGUUUGGUCACCUGGAGCGCGGUGUGCUCCUGCACAGCAGCCGCCAGGGCGUGUUUGUCAAGCGGCUGUGCCAGGGUCGCGUGUUCUGCAGUGGCAACGCUGUGGUGUGCAAGGGCCGGCCCAACAAGCUGGAGCGCGAUGAGAUAGUCCAGGUCUUCGACACCAGCCAGUUCUUCCGAGAGCUGCAGCAGUUCUAUGGCAGCCAGGCCCGCCUGCCGGAUAGCAGGGUGGUGCUGUGCUUCGGGGAGGAGUUUCCGGACAUGGCACCCUUGCGCUCCAAGCUCAUCCUGGUGCAGGUUGAGCAGCUGUAUGUCCGGCAGCUGGUGGAGGACUCAGGGAAGAGCUGCGGCCUGGGCGCUGUGCUGCCCACCCCCGACGAGCCCACGCCGGACCAGGCCUUCCGGAUGUUUCCCGAGAUUUGUGCCUCUCACCAGAGACCAUUUUUCAGAGAGAACCAGCAGAUCACAGUCUGAGCGGUGGCGCCUGUCCCCGGCACCCCAGCCUGCCCAUGGCCCUCAGGUCCUGUGACAGUGGCAGGCAUGAGGAGUGAGUGCAGGGCGCGGCGGGCCAGACUUCUGUUUGCUCAGGAGUUGGGGACUUGCGAGCGGUGGCCUGGCCCUGUCAUUCUAACCUGCGAUUAAAAAUUCUUUCCUGCAUUUUUCUUUAAUUAUUCUUAGUUGCUAUGAUUCAUUUUGCAUUUGGGGCUCAAUGACAUUUCCAGAGACUUGUUGCUCCUGUGACAACUCCUCGGGUCUGGAGUGAAGCGGUCAGCGUCAGCUUGCGCCGUCUGCCGUCUUACUGUGGGUACAGGCCACGGUCUCACACGUUCGACCCCGUGUGGAGCAGAGGACCUAGGUACUUCUCAACUCUCCGAUAAGAUUUCUCCGUAUUUAGGGAUAAGCCUCCGAACCCUGGACUUGCUGGGAGAAUCAUUUCUUCCUGGAGUUUGGUGUCAGGAAAGCGCCCGUCUGUGUAGGUGCCUCGGGUGUUAAGUUUCAGACAAUGCACGCUUUUCCUUUGGGGUUCUAUUACCUGGAAGCUGAGAGCAAAACUUUUUAGUUUUGUAAUGAAAUCAUUCUAGAUUCCUCUCUCUUCUCUUUUUAGAUGGUUUUGAUUUGUUUUAAAAAAUAUUUGUACUUGUAAUCGCCUUACCUGUUAUAUGUUCUGCUGUAAACUGCUUUGAGUCUUUUUUUUUUUUUUCCUUUAAAGUGAGCAGGAUGCAAACUGUAAGUUUGGAAAGUGCCAGUGAGUCCCAGGAGUGUUUUACCUGUGUUCGGGGGACUCCACCCUCUGUGGCUGGCCCAGCCCUGUGCCAGCGACUUCCUUAGCAUCUGUCUCAUCUGGGGCGUCCUGGGGGCCGUGGCAGGGGCUUCUGCCUCCUCCUCGCCCCUCUGCAGGGCUCCCUAGCCCACACCUGUGCCAGCCGAGGGCGGUGGAGCUGGGGUGCUGCCACCGUUCUGCUCUGGGCCGGUGGGUGGGGGCGCUGCUCACAGGCUCGGUAGCCUGACCUGAUGACCCCUACCACGCCUCUGACCCUCCAGCUUCGGAGCUCCUUUAUCUCCACACCAGUUCAACACAUGCAUUAUCAAAAAUACUUGAACAUGUUUUCUAAAAAAAAAAAAAAAAAUGCUGUUUUUGCCCACGGAAGGCCUUAGUGAGUCCUGGGUGACUCGGAGCCCAGUGGCUGGGUGGGGCCACCGCACGGGGCCAGGGGCUGAGGGGAGGGAACGCCCCGCCCCGCCCACCCUCCAGGGACCGGAGCAGGACCCCCUGUCCUUGUGACCCCGAUGUACCUGAGUCUCCAAUGGGAGGUAGGGGAAUCUGGGAAUCGGGAGACAGGGCCUGUGAAGUCGAGACUCAAAAUCUGCAGAGCCAGAGUUCUCCGGGACGGGGCCUCCGAGCCGCGGAGGGAGCCUUUCCGAGGAUGCCAGACCAUUUACUGAGCUGUUUGUGAGCUAACCAGAGGUUCCACUCCCCGCUGCAAUGUGAAAGCUCGUCUUUAAUGUGCAGGAUGAAUAUUUAUUUUUGUAUUGUUG